AGUUCAGUGGGGCGGCUUGUGGGUUGUGGCUUCUUCCUCAUUUUUCCAGAAAACCUCAUAAACCUCUUCUCACUUUCUCCGGAAUUUGAUUGAUUCCCUCGAGGAAAAAUCAAUCUUCCCGGGAAAAUCAGAAAAAAUGGCGGCUAGAUUGUUGUUCCGUCGAAGUUCCCAAAUCCUCCGAUCUAUUCAAAGAAAUCCUCAAAUCUCAUCAUCAUUCGAAUCUCCUUCCCCGAUUUUUUAUUCAUUGACCACCUCCUCACCAGAUCCAUCGCGAUUAUCAUCCUUAACCUUCCUCCGAUCUCUCUCCAUCGCUCGUCGUGGUCCAACGCGUCCUAAGAAGAUCGACAUCGGAGCCAAAGCGCGUCAGAUGCAGAAUCGCCGUUUGUGGACCUACGCGUUAACCUUCAGCUGCAUCGCCGGCUUCGUAGUUAUCGUCCUAAACCAAUUCCAAGAUCAGCUUGUCUUUUACCUAACGCCAUCAGACGCUAUGGAGAAAUUCGCAGAGAAUCCAACCAAAAACAAAUUCAGACUCGGUGGUUUGGUUCUAGAAGGUAGCGUUGCGCAACCGGCGGCGUCACAGGAGAUGGAAUUUGUGAUCACCGAUCUGAUUACAGAUAUUUUGGUUAGAUACAAAGGAUCUUUGCCGGAUCUGUUUAGGGAAGGUCACUCGGUUGUGGUUGAAGGAUUCAUUAAGCCGUAUACGGAUGAAGUGAGGAAGGAAGUUUCUACAAAACCUGUUUCGCAGAAAGCUAGGAAUCUCGAUUGUUUCUUCUCGGCCACGGAAGUUUUGGCUAAGCAUGAUGAGAAGUAUAUGCCACAGGAAGUUGCGGCGGCGAUUGAGAAGAAUAAGAAGAUUAUUGAAGCGGCGGCAGCCACUGAACAAGCUGCUCAAGUAGUGGCUUCUUAGUUUGGUAUAAACUUCAUUCUUUUUAAGUUUAUCAAAAUUUUCCCCAAGUUCGAGCUUUUGGUGGGUAUUAUUGUUCAUCUUAUAAUGAUAUAUUUGAUUAUAGUUUCUGGGAAAAGAGUAGGAAGAUUGGAAUGGUUUAUUCCUGGAAAACAGAGAUUUGAUUUUGAGUCUAUUUGAGAAUUAGGAGGAGAAAUGUGAUGAUACACACUAUACAGUAGCUUUGUUUGAUCCCACAAAGCUAUAAGCUAAUCUACUUUCUUGUUAUGUUGAUCAAAUAAAGAAACAAUUUGACG
Messenger RNA from Arabidopsis arenosa, 1200 nucleotides. NCBI's taxonomy places the organism in Eukaryota, Viridiplantae, Streptophyta, Magnoliopsida, Brassicales, Brassicaceae. The record is from the annotation of a GenBank genome assembly.